CUUUUGCUUAACUUGUUCUCUUUUCUCAUUAGAGUGAUUCGCCGACAUCUUGCAAAAACCACGACUAUCUUCGCUUCUAUGCAAUGGCUGGAUUCCUCAUCCCAUCAUGGUAUAAAGAGGCCGUUCCAACUCUAGAUGACCUCUUGAUCGCAAGCAUUAUCUGGGGAUUUACGCUGGCGUCUGGACUGUUCGCUGGUGCUAAAGCGUUCCAACAAACUACGACACUAUGGAAACGGUCUCGUCGAAUUCAGCCCUAUGCCGUCAUGGUGUGGGCGGAAUGGACUUCCUCCACAGUUAUUGGAGUUUUGUCCUGGCUCUUCAUCCGAGGAAUCGUCCGAGCAAGCUUCUGGGUUUAUUUUGCGUUUUUGUGCCUCUGGGUAAUUCAGAUCCAGUGUAUAUGCGGAAUCAUUGUCAAUCGAAUCGCUCUUUUGAUGGUCGACCGUCGCAUGGCUGCAAAGAUUAGAUGGUCUGUGGCUAUUAUUCUGGGUCUAAUCAAUAUCAGCGUGUUCUGCAUCUGGAUUCCGGCUCGAUUACAGAUUUCCACCACUUUUGUCUACGUUAACGAGAUCUGGGACAGGAUUGAAAAGGUCCUUUUUCUAUUCGUCGAUGCGGCCCUCAACUUUUAUUUCAUAUAUUUGGUUCGAACCAAAUUGAUCGCCUGCGGCCUUACCAAGUAUAUGCCGCUGUUUAAGUUCAACAUGUUUAUGGUUGGCGUGUCGAUGAGCUUGGAUAUUAUCCUCAUUGGUAGCAUGUCGAUUCCCAACGGUAUUAUCUACGUCCAAUUCCACCCGCUGGUCUAUAUGCUCAAGCUUCAUAUCGAGAUGAACAUCGCCGACCUUAUUGUCAAGGUCGUCCGGGCAUCAAACGACCACCCUUCUUAUGCGGACGGUACAGAAUUACGCUCGAGGCAAAAUAGGGAGGAAACCGCCAAAGAACAAGCAAAAAGUAACAACCGGCAGCAACCAACGGACCCUUUCCCUAUCAAUAGAAAUUAUAUCGAAACAUCGCCAGAAGGGGCCCAGAAGCGGUAUUCAGGACAUGGAAUCACAAAGAUGGUCCAGACCAAAGUGAUUUCGAGGCGGCGCGACGAGGAAAAUGAUGAAGACAAAAGUUCGCAGUCGUCCACUCGCAAAUUAAAGAAUGAUCAUCAACAAGAUCAGUUUUGA
This is a messenger RNA of Pseudogymnoascus verrucosus, 1166 nucleotides long. RefSeq lists its product as uncharacterized. The transcript has 5 exons. Lineage: Eukaryota; Fungi; Ascomycota; Leotiomycetes; Thelebolales; Thelebolaceae. The record is from RefSeq and is a predicted model, not a curated record. Bases 84 to 1166 code for a protein of 360 amino acids.